Molecule: messenger RNA, 4306 nt
Organism: Conger conger (European conger)
Lineage: Eukaryota; Metazoa; Chordata; Actinopteri; Anguilliformes; Congridae
Gene: pcdh18a
Product: protocadherin 18a
Exons: 4
Coding region: 339-3740 (1133 amino acids)
Biological process (GO): homophilic cell-cell adhesion
Cellular component (GO): plasma membrane
Molecular function (GO): calcium ion binding
Source: RefSeq, a predicted model, not a curated record
CAGACGGAGUGUGAACUCAGCAGAGCGCACACAGCUUGUAGCCGUGCUUCACGCAAAUGCACAAGUUGAUGUGUGCAACAGAUCAGUCUGAGAGAGCAUCAGGCGAAUUGAGUUCUAAUGUUUUCACGUCAGUGAGUCGUCGUCAAAUCCUGGACUUUUCCAGUUCAUGUGAUAUCCGUAGUGAUCAUUUCACCACUGGAAAUGCGCUGGAAUCAAUCACAAGGAAAAUAACUUCAGAACUAACAUCCAGGAUUUGCUAUGGUCAAGUUUUGAAAAGCAGCGCUUGAAACAUUUUUGUGGAUUUACUUUCACGGAGCUUACUGGAGAUUUCCCCGAAAAUGAAUACUAGUAAAGGAAACGUUUUUUGCGGUUUUGUACAACUUGUUUUGGUUGUGUUUUUGACGCAAUUCGUUUCAGGAAAGACAUUGAAAUAUAAGGUAUACGAAGAACAGAAGGUAGGCACUGUAAUUGCAAGACUUAAAGAGGACGUUUCUGAUGUUUUAUCCAAACUGCCUAGUUCCAUCUCUCUGCGCUUCCGAGCAAUGCAAAGAGGGAGCACAUCUUUUCUGUCAGUCCGGGAGCGAGAUGGGGAAAUUAGCAUUGGAGCUAAAAUCGACAGAGAGAAGCUGUGCGAGAAGAACCUCAAUUGUUCCAUCGAAUUCGACGUAAUUACACUCCCGACGGAGCACUUGCUAUUGUUUCAUGUAGAAGUGGAAGUGCUGGACAUUAACGACAAUUCACCACAGUUUUCACGUUCCAUAAUCCCAAUUGAAAUAUCAGAAAGCGCUGCGGUGGGGACAAGGAUUCCACUGGACAGCGCUACGGAUCCAGACGUCGGUGAGAACUCCCUGCACACUUAUUCUCUGACUCCAAACAACUUUUUCAAAAUUGAUAUUCGCACAAGAACUGAUGGGGCCAAGUACGCAGAGCUUGUUGUGCUCAGAGAGCUGGACAGGGAGGUGCAGUCCAGCUAUGAACUCCAGCUAACGGCUUCGGACAAAGGCGUGCCUCCCAAGUCUGGUUCAACGCUUCUUAAAAUUACUAUAUCAGAUUCCAACGACAACAGCCCAGUUUUCGAAGAGCAAUCGUACAUUAUCAAUCUGCUUGAAAAUUCACCAUUGGGGUCUCUCCUUAUUGAUCUUAAUGCAACGGAUGCAGACGAGGGUACAAAUGGCAAAAUAGUGUACUCAUUCAGUAGCCACGUCUCACCCAAAAUUUUAGAGACAUUUAGAAUAAACUCAGAAAAUGGUUAUUUAACGCUUAUUAAGGCAGUGGAUUUUGAGACUACUGCUUCUUAUGAGAUUGAUGUUCAGGCUCAAGACCUUGGACCCAAUUCAAUGCCAGCACACUGUAAAAUUAUCAUUAAAGUGGUUGAUGUGAACGAUAACAGACCUGUAAUCAGUAUUAACUUAAUGACGCAGGGGAAAGAAGAGGUGGCCUACAUAUCCGAGGCAGCCCCCGUAGACACAUUUGUAGCUCUGGUGAGGGUUGAAGACAUUGACUCAGGCUUAAAUGGAGAGAUUGUGUGCCGGCUUCAUGGCCAUGGACACUUCAAGCUUCAAAAGACUUAUGAAAGAAACUACAUGAUCUUAACUAAUGUUUCUUUAGACAGAGAAAGGAGGUCUGAAUACAGUCUCACUGUAAUAGCUGAGGACAGAGGCAUUCCAAGUCUGUCCUCCAUUAAGCAUUUCACUGUCAAGGUUUCGGAUGAGAAUGACAAUCCACCUCGUUUUGAGAAGAACAGGUAUGAAAUCUUCAAGUCUGAAAACAACUCUCCGGGGGCCUACCUCACAUCAGUGGUUGCCAGUGACCCCGAUUUGGGCUCAAACGGACAGGUCACCUACACCGUUUUGGAGAGCUUUGUUCAUGGGAGCUCCAUCUCAACCUACGUCACUAUUGACCCCUCCAGCGGGGCCAUCUACGCGCUCAGGUCCUUCGAUCACGAGGAUGUCAGCCGGAUUGCCUUCGUUGUGCAAGCCAGGGACUCCGGGGACCCCCAACUUCAGAGCAAUACGACCGUGGUGCUCACCGUUCUGGAUGAGAACGACAACCCCCCGGUCAUCGUCAUACCGCAGCUGUGGAACCACUCGGCCGAUGUACCCGUGUCAAAGUAUGCGAGCGCAGGGGACCUGGUCACGGUCAUUCGAGCUACAGACCGAGACACAGGGGUCAACGCCGAGCUCACCUGCUCCAUCGUGACGGGUAACGAAGAGGGCUUCUUCACCAUCGACCAACGGAAGUGUGAGAUAAGGGCCAACACCAGCAUGGAGGUGGUGCCGCGGGAACACAUUGAACUCGCCAUUUUAGUCCAAGAUAAGGGGGCUACAAGGCUGAGCGCCAAAGCAGUUCUGAAGUGCACCCUUUACGAGACCAUGGAGAGCCACAAGCAGCCCGUGCCUACCAGCAGCAGCUACCCAGCCCUUGAUGUCUCCAUGAUCAUCAUCAUAUCCCUGGUAGCAAUCUGCGCGGUCCUCUUGGUCAUCAUGGUAAUGUUUGCUACCAGGUGUAACAGGGAAAAGAAGGACAUGCGCUCCUACAACUGCAGAGUGGCUGAGUCCACAUACCAGAACCACCCCAAGAAGCCCUCCCGGCAGAUCCACAAGGGGGACAUCACCCUGGUGCCCACAGUGAAUGGCACCCUGCCGAUCAGGGCCCACCACCGCUCCCCGUCAUCUUCGCCCACCAUGGAAAGAGGCCAGAUGGGCAGCAGGCAGAGCCAUCACAGCCGCCAAUCUCUGAACAGCCUGGUUACAAUAUCCUCCAAUCACAUCGCAGAUAACUUCUCCCUUGAGCUUGCUCAUGCUACCCCACCAGUUGAGCAAGUCUCACAGCUUCUGUCCAUGCUUCAUCAGGGCCAGUACCAGCCAAGGCCAAGUUUCCGUGGGAAUAAAUACUCGAGGAGCUACAGAUACGCCCUCCAAGAUAUGGACAAAUUCAGCCUAAAGGACAGUGGCAGAGGGGACAGUGAGGCGGGGGACAGUGACUAUGAUUUAGGGAGGGACUCUCCCAUUGACAGACUGUUGGGCGAAGGCUUUAGUGAGCUUUACCUCACAGAUGGGCAUCACAGGCUUCACCCAACGAUGAAGCUGUGUACGGACGAAUGCCGGGUCCUGGGGCACUCGGACCAGUGCUGGAUGCCCCCCUUGCCCUCGCCCGCCUCCUCAGACUACAGGAACAACAUGUUCAUCCCCGGGGAGGACAGCCAGCAGCCCUCGCUGGAGGACGACCAGCAGUCUGUGGAUUCCGGCGAGCGGAAGAAGAGCUUUUCCACGUUCGGGAAAGAACCCGGCGGCGAGGAGGGGGUCGGCGACCUGGGCAGUGACGCCUCCCUCCUCUCCGAAAUGAACAGCGUCUUCCAACGCCUCCUCCCGCCCUUGUCCAACGGAUACGCAGAGACGUGCAAGGAGCCAGAGCGGAACAGCUCCCUGGAGCGCCGGAAGGGCCACCUGCCCGGGAAGUCCAGCACGUACCCCCAAGGGGUGGCAGCCUGGGCAGCGAACACCCACUUCCAGAACCCGGGGAGCAGCAUGGGGCUGCCCCAGCCCAACCACGUGGGCAUGCAGGCCCCCCUCCGGUGGCUCCCGGCCAUGGAGGAGAUCCCCGAGAACUAUGAGGAGGACGAGUUUGAUGUCCUCGGCCACCUCCAGGUCAGCCGCAGUGACAGCAGGCAUGAAAUCAUGGACGCCAGCGAGCUGGUCGCAGAGAUCAACAAACUCUUGCAAGAUGUCCGGCAGAGCUAGACAAGCAAAGGGACCCUGUUCUUUUCCAUAUUUAUGGGAGUAGACUAAACAAAGAACUGCGCUCACCGUUCCGUUGCAUUUAUAAUGUGAAUGUGUCUGUGAAUGCUAACGAUUCAAAUAUGUUGUAUUUUAUUGUUCGGUACAGUGUACACAAAGUGAGUGUAAUGAUCUUUGUAUUUUAAAAAUACAUUUGUACUCUUUAUAUUUAUAUAUAAAUGUGUGUGUGUGUGUGUGUGUGUGUGUGUGUGUGUGUGUGAGAGAGAGAGAGAGAGAGCGAGAUAGGGAGAGAGAAUGUGUGUGCAAAAUUAAUCAAAGAAAAAUCUAUUUUUAUACUCAAAGUGCAUGUUGUAAAAAAUGUUUUUUGACAAUGUCUGAAAAAAGUGUUACUGUAAAUAAAAAGUAUGUAAUGGGCAUGAUUAUUUGGUUUGGGAUGUAGGUGGGAACAACAGAAACAUUUGGACAUAACCUGAAAGUAUUACUUUUGUAUUUGUAAUCUGGAAUGUUUUCUGAGUAACAGAAAAUAAAGAAGGGAUCAGCUGAAUGCUAAUAUUCCAUCCUGAAUGAUA